UGGCAGAUUCUACUAGACAUCAAGGAGCAAAUUUGUUUAUUUAUUUAUUUCUCCACGGUUAAGAACGCAUGCUUGUGUAUCGAGUAUUAAGGUGCACAUUUCUCUGGUUUAUUCGAGAGAGAAGACUAACGAACUAGAUAUAUUGGGCUAGCGAAAUGCCUGACAUGCUACGGUUGCUGGUCUGGUACGACUGGGUCUUUUUUUUUUUAAAUAACUUUUUUUGCAUAUACCAAAGCGAGUGCUGCCAGAGCAGCGUGCAUUUAAACAUGCCAGAUUUGUCUGUUGCAUUAUCUUCAAUGCGAGAAAAUCUCAAACACGUUACGCCGACUUCUUUAAGCGCUAAGAACAGCAGGUAAACAAUUGUGGGUUGGCAACUAGUCGCAUCGCAGUCGAUGAAACGCUGAAUCGUAUCCGAUCCAGAAUAGUUAGCCGUGGUCGCUGAAAGAUGCCCAAAUUUCUAGUAGCGGCCACAAUAUUUGCCGCUGUCGUUGGAUGUGCUCUCGCGAAUGAUAUUGACGACAAGCUGAUCACGCUCGCAGUGUCUCAGUCUUUUGACACCGGUUCGGAUAUCAGCUACGUUACCAGAGCCAUCCUAUCUGUUCCCCUGGCCCGACCAUCGGAAAGCACUUUUCACCAAGUGCCACUUUCGGCGUCUGACGCUGCCAAGCUAAGGAAACUCGCAGAGGAGAAUGGCCUGUACAGGGUGCGAGUGGCCAAAGAACAAAACGACCCUGCUUCCCUUGUGUCGACUUUUGUAAAAGCCUGCUCCCUCUAUGAGUCCGAGCUGAAGGACCACUUCAUGGUGACAUUGGACCGUUCUGGUGCCCUUCUCGGGGUGUCAGACUUCGUUGGCCAGCAGUGCACAGGCAUGCAUGUUCCAGACCACAAGCUUGUGAACUUCAACACCACUCUCUCUGUAUCAAUAGUCAACAUUGCUCCUGGGCCAGACACACAAACUUAUAUUCGACGCCUGGAGCAAGAAAAGGCAGAAAGGGCACGUGGAGAAAACGCUGACAACCGUUCCUUUUUUGCCAAAUAUUGGAUGUACAUCAUGCCACUUCUCAUCUUCCUGCUCAUCUCGGGUGCUUCAAAUCCAGAAGGACAGGGAGGUGGCAGUUCUGGUCGUUGAAGAAAUUUAGAUGAAUGGAAGACCACCACUUGUAAUAUAUUCACUUUGAGCACAUCACUUUUCAGUAGUUUAAUCUGUGCACUCUACAGUAACUGAAGAUGGGCGUGUGUGUGAUUGUUCUUAAUAAAGUUUUUUUUUGUAUCAUGCUGUUGA
This is a messenger RNA of Dermacentor andersoni, 1282 nucleotides long. RefSeq names its product ER membrane protein complex subunit 10 (gene EMC10). The record is from RefSeq and is a predicted model, not a curated record. Lineage: Eukaryota; Metazoa; Arthropoda; Arachnida; Ixodida; Ixodidae. Gene Ontology annotation, cellular component: EMC complex.